This is a messenger RNA of Apis mellifera (honey bee), 1485 nucleotides long. RefSeq lists its product as uncharacterized. The coding region runs from base 273 to 1238 and encodes 321 amino acids. NCBI's taxonomy places the organism in Eukaryota, Metazoa, Arthropoda, Insecta, Hymenoptera, Apidae. Gene Ontology annotation, biological process: cilium assembly. Gene Ontology annotation, cellular component: ciliary basal body; ciliary transition zone. The record is from RefSeq and is a predicted model, not a curated record. The transcript is spliced from 7 exons.
AUAUAAUGGAUAAUGAAUAUUGAAACAAAAGAAAUUUUCUUUUUCAAUAUUACGUGAAAGAAUUGUAGCUUCAUUUAAAUAAAUGUUAAUAAACGAUGAACAAAAAUUAGUAUAGUAUAGAUAUAGGAAAUCGACCUCACCUGUAGGCACAAUGCACCACCUGCCACAGGUAACAAUCAGUAUUCAUGCGAACGUAACUAUAGAAGUGUGUGGGUUUCAUACGAAGAUCGAUCGGUUUAAAUAAAAGAAAUUGCGAUAUUACAUUCGAUAAAAUGUUACGUUCAAGAUCUCAAAGCAGCAUUUGGGAACAAGAAGCAAAGUUUGUACAAGAUAGAAUAUCUAACGUAGAGAAACAUUUUGCGGAAUUAUGUACAACGUUCGCAGCAUAUACAAGAAAAGCAGCAAGAUUACGUGAUAAAGGAGAUGAAAUAGCAAAAAUUAUACAAACUUAUGCUGAAUCGGAAACCAUAAAUCGAUCUUUAUCUAAUGGAUUGACAAAUUUUUCUACGACUUUAUCGGUAAUAGGCGAUUAUAGAGAUGCUCAAGUGCAAAGAUUUGAUGCUAAAAUAAUUUCUUCACUUUCUCAGUAUGCGACAAUUUGCAAAAACGCUCGUGAUGAUGUAAAAAAUACAUUUACAGCACGCGAUAAAGAAUUGACAAGAAAAAGACAUUUAGAUAGACUUAAAGAACGAAAUCCGAGAAAUAGACAGAUGAUCUCUCAAGCUGAAUCCGAGCUAAUGAAAGCUUCUGUUGAAGUUUCAAGAGUUGUUAAAGGUUUAGAAGAACAAAUCGAUACAUUUGAAAAACGAAAAUUACAUGAUUUGAAAACUAUACUUUUAGAUUUUAUUAUUAUUGAAUUAAGUUUUCAUGCAAAAACUCUUGAAUUAUUGACGAAGGGUUAUCAUGAUAUUGCAGGAAUUGAUGAAGUCAAAGAUUUAGAGGAAUUUCGUGAAGCGAUGCAUGUACCAGAUUCAAUUGCGAGAUUAACCACUGUUGGGCGAAAUUCAUUUCGACAGUCUUAUUCCCUUACUAAUUUGGCUAGUCGUUUUAUGUCUUCGCCCGGAGUUUCUCAAAAAUCAGUAAAUCAUACAACCGAAUCUACAGAUUCUACAAAAUCAAGCUUAAAAACGAAUUCAUCGGAAUCUGUACAAAUUGAGGAAUUUAGAAAUAGUUCAGAAGAAACAGAAUCUGAAUCUACUAAAGAAAAACCUGUGAGAACCAGGCAUAAAUCUAUGUAAUUUCUAAUAAUCUAUUAUUUUCAAAAUAUUUCACACAAUUCUAGAUUGAAUUACAAACUGAUUCUGGACAGAAGAAACAAAAACAAUUUAUACUUAAAGUAAUACCAUCAAUUCCAAGAUAUCAAAAAUUUUUAACAAUGCCUAUGAUGAUCAAAUAUGAUUGAUCUUAUAUUAGUGAAGUAUAUCUUAUAUUUUUAUUUAAAAACAAAAUGGAAAUAAAAUAUGCAUUAUAUCAGUACAAAAGAAA